CCUGGGUCUCAGGAGCUGCCUUUCCGGGCUGGCUGAUGUGACUGCUCAGGAAGUACAGGAGCCCAGCUGUUGAUCUCAAGAGAGAUAUGGCGAGGGAAAGCCAAUGAUGCCUCUCUCUCCAUCUGCCAGGGAAGAGCACCGAUAUCCCUGGAGAGUUCUGUUGACCAGCCACAAAACAAGCCCAUCUGCUGGGUGGAAGACAAUGAUUCCUGCACUUUGGCUGUCCAGCUUGGUGCUUCUUUUGCCUACAGAGUCGGGCAGGAUAUUGUGCCAGGCCACCAGCCAAAGCAAGGAGAAUCUGAUGUCCAGGACACAUGCUGUAUGUGAUGGUGCCUGUAAGAAGAACGAGAACCCCUGCUUUCAGUCAUGUCCCCCUCACAGUGAGGGCAACAUAGAAUUUGCCUGUAAGGCCAGGAAAUGGCAGAAAGUCACCGAAACCUGCCACACCCUUAAUGCCCUCAGCAUCUUGGAGGAGGAUAUAGAAUUAUAUUCACUUCAACAUGCAGAAUCACCUAUACAAGUACAAGAUUUUCGUAUACAACCUGAAACCAUAACAGAUAUAUUGAUGCAAAAAUGUCCAGAGGAUUUGUCUUGUGUGAUCCAAAGCAUUCAGAAGUCUCCCCAGUUACCAGGAAAUAUUGCUAUUGUGGUUCAGCUCUUACAUAACAUCUCAACAGCUCUAUCCAAAGAUGUUGAUGAGGAAAAGAUGUGGAGUUACAGCGCCAUGGCUAACCACAUUCUUGACAGCACCAGCGUAUCAAAUUGGACCUUCGUCCAAGACAAAAACAGCAGCUGCGUCUUGCUUCAGUCAAUCAAUUCAUUUGCAAGCAAGCUAUUUCUGAAGGAACAUCUCCUCAACAUAUCACAUGACUUCAUCCAUACCAUGGGUACCGUCAUGUCCAGGGGCAACCCUGGGAAGAAUUUUACGUUCUCAAUGCGAAUUAAUGACACGAGCGAUGAGGUCACGGGGAGGGUACUGCUCGCCGCUGAAGAGCUUCAGAAAGUACCUUCUUCUUUCCAGGUCAUCAGCAUUGCUUUUCCAACCCUUGGGGCCAUCCUGGAGGCCAGUCUUUUCGAAACCGUGACUGUGAAUGGGCUUGUCCUGUCUGUCAUUUUGCCUAAGGAGCUUAACAAAAUCUCAUUGAUAUUUGAAAAAAUCAGAAAAUCGGAAGAAAGGAAGUCCCGGUGUGUGGGCUGGCACUCCUUGGAGAGCAGAUGGGACCAACGUGCUUGUAAAAUGAUUUACGAAAACUCCCAGCAAGCUGUUUGCAGUUGUUGGCCAAACAAGUCAUUUACCUCUUUUUCCAUUCUCAUGUCACCCGACACCUUGGAUAGCCCGGUUCUAAUUUAUAUCACCUACGUAGGCCUGGGCAUCUCCAUCUGCAGCUUGGUCAUCUGCCUGUGCAUUGAGAUCUUGGUCUGGAGCCAAGUGACGAAGACGGAGAUCUCGUAUUUACGCCACCUGUGUAUCGCCAACAUCGCUGCCACCUUGCUGAUGGCUGACGUGUGGUUCAUUGUGGCUUCGUUCCUCAGUGGCCCAAUAUUACACCACAACGGCUGUGUGACCGCAACAUUUUUUGUUCAUUUCUUUUACCUGUCUGUGUUUUUCUGGAUGUUUGCCAAGGCUAUCCUCAUCCUCUAUGGAAUUCUGAUCGUGUUCCAUACACUGCCCAAGUCAUGCCUGGUGGCCUCUCUCUUUUCCGUGGGCUAUGGGUGCCCCCUGCUCAUCGCUGUUACCACGCUUGCUGUCACAGAGCCUCAGAAAGGCUACCUCCGGCCUGAGGCCUGCUGGCUUAACUGGGACCUGACCAAGGCUCUCCUGGCCUUUGUGGUCCCAGCUCUGGCCAUCGUGGUGGUAAACCUCGUUACAGUCACACUGGUCAUCAUCAAGACGCAGAGAGCCACCAUUGGCAGCUCCAUGUUCCAGGAAGUAAGAGCCAUCGUGCGGAUCUGUAAGAACAUCGCCAUCCUCACACCACUGCUGGGGCUGACCUGGGGCUUCGGAAUAGCCACGGUCGUUGAUGGUCGUUCCCUGGCCUUCCACAUCAUCUUCUCCUUACUCAAUGCGCUGCAGGGUUUCUUCAUCUUGGUGUUUGGAACAAUCCUGGAUCCAAAGAUAAGAGAAGCCUUAAAGAGUCGAGUAACAUCUGCCAAAUGGAUCUCCAGAGUAUCAGAGGACCUUUCCUCUGAAUUCUCUUGUCAUCCUACCAAAGGGCCAAGCUAACAAACUAGGAUGCAUCCCUAACAUGGGAGGUUGCUCACUCCUGGAACGGCAGUGUCUGAGGAAGCAUGCACGUCAUCUCUGUCUUCUUGUCACUGGGCACUUUGAAGAAAACCUCCCACGCUGCAGAGCCGACGGAGGAGGGGGUGACACGGGAAAGCACGAAGGCCCCUCUGUCUAAGCUGUUCUGUGCUUCUCAACAUGUCUUGGCCACCAACUGCAAAUCUGUAUACAACACACUAAGCGUCCGCAAGGGACAGGAAGACAAAGCAGGCCACAGUGACAGCGUCUCACAAAUGCCUCCACCUCUACACUGCUGGGUCACACUGAUCCUAAGGGAGAGAGCUCUGCUUAUCCUAGCAAAGGUGGCCUAGGCUGCUACCUAUGGGAUUCUGAAGGAGGUCUCUGAAGAGUAGACGCCAACAGUCACACUGACACUAAAUAGCUCGCCGCCGGUUCUCAUAUAGAAGGUACCCAUCUGCCAGUAUGUUCUACUUUUUCAAAGUCAGAGGCAAUUAUUUAGGUUGUCAGCCUGCCUCUUCUUUGACAGUAAACCAAGUGAAAACUGCUGAGUGUUUGAAUCGGACAUGACGCCUGUUUUAAGAUGAGACAGAAGCCUGGAGCUGUGACCCACGGCUCUGCUAGCCUGAGCCAACUCUAUUGGCUUUCAGUGUUGCACUUUCUCUCCCAGAGCAUGGGAACUCCAAGGGGCUUUCUGUUUACAUUUUCAGAAGUGGGAGGCUGCUGGAACCUGAGUGGGGAAGAGGAAAUAGUGUAUUUCAAGUGCAGUGUUACUCAUUUUUCUAGCUGUAUGUAAACACAUUAAACAUUCAAAGCAGAUGUCACCUGACAGAAAACAAUGCCAAGGGUAGAAGUCCUCUCUGAAGCAAGCCCAAAGGCAGCUGCUCCUGAAGAAAAGCAGGGACUAAAGACAAAGUGACAUAGGCAGAAGGUCCAAUUUGACCUAUCUAGAGGCCAGCAGUAUUGAUGUUCUAUUACAGAUGGGAAGCUGGGCAUGGUGGGCAUUAUUGGAAUCCCAGAGCUUGGGAGGCAGGGACACAGAGAGCUGCUGUGAGUUUGAGGCCAUCUUGGUUAAUAUGGUGAGUUCCAGAAGGGCCAAAACUAACGGCUAAGACGUUGUCUAAAAAAACAAUCAACCUCCUCAUAAGACAAAAAUAAAACCACACACACACACACACACACACACACACACACACACACACACAGAGAGAGAGAGAGAGAGAGAGAGAGAGAGAUGCAAACCCAAAAGCAAAAUCCCCAACUACAACCAAGACAAAACACGGAUGGGUUUUGGUGUCUCUACACAGCUGUGAGAAUUCCUUAGAAGUUCAGGAUGUUCUGCUGUGUCACCCUCUGCCUUAUUUCUUUGAAAUAAGGUCUCUCACUGAACCUGGAGCUAGACUGGCAGCCAGCAAGUGCCAGUGACCCCCCUGUAUCUGCCACCCACAGGUUAGAGGUGGCCAUGGCUAUACCUGUAUUUGAUGUGGAUUUGGGGGUACAGUAAGUUCUCUUACUAAUAGCCAUCUCCCUAGCCUAUCCACACCCCAGUUAACAAAGCAAAAAUAAAUCUUCUUUUAAGUAGGGAAGUUUGAAAGGGCAUACUUAUAGUGAAGUUCAGUUAGAAGCUGGGAAACGAUAUUCUAGCUAGGACAAAGAGUUCUCUUUCCACUGGGGUUGCUUGUGUUGGGAUAUGGCAUGCUUUUUGUGUGUCAGAGGUGAUUUAGUCAGUUUCACUCCAACAUAUUCCCAGAUCUCUUUAAAUGAAGAAGAUGGGGUAGAUACAAUGCUGGCUCUUCCUCGGUACAGAUACUGCAGCAUCACGAAAUAGCACUUGCUUAUGGUCGAUGAAAUAAAGUCAAGACGGAGGCUCACAUAGCUAGGUGGGUAGAAGAACGGACAUGUGUGCAAAGCUUAGAAAAGACUAAGUAUUGUCCUGCUUAGCAAUGAGAAGUCCGAGCACAGCGAGAGAGGAGGCCAUCAUCUUUUCUUUGCGUUAUGUGUUGAGCAGGUGUGUCUGGCUUGACCGCUCUCAACUCAGGGGUACUCACUCAGUGUGACAGCAGGUGGUAUCAGUAAGCAGGAAAGGCCCACGGAUGCUCAGAGGACCCCUCUGGCAUUCCUGGGGAAUCUCUUGAAGAAUUCUAGCCCCAAACCCACAAUGCAGUGUCUUGCAAGAUGUCGAGGCCUACACAGACGAAGAUGACUUGUGUGACCUUCAAGAGAGACACAUGUAGUAUCCCGCUCUCAUACCACAAAGAUGUGAUGGUGGCCCCAGGCGACAUUGUUCUGAAGCAGUUUCAUGGCUCGAAUGAACACUUAUUACAUGGCCCUGCUUGGAAAAAAAAAUCACUUGAAUUCUUUAGAAUUUGGUUUCCUCCCUUGUAAGUGGGGGACAAGUGAGUCUACCUCCUAGGAUUAUUGCGAUAAUUCAAAAACAGUGAAGUAUUUAUAAUAGCACCUGGAAAUAAUACUCGCUGGCCAAAAUGUCACUUUCUUUUAUUAGAGUGCCUGUGAAUACAUGCACAUACAAAUACAUACACACUCACGAGUAAACACACGGCUGUGUCCUCCGCCAUGAGUUUGAAUGAGGAUCUCCUUGUGGGAACGAGUUAAUUGACCCCUAAGUAAAACAACGAAGCAUCUGAUCUUGUCUGCAUGACACUAGGGUUAGGAACCAGUACAACCCACCGAAGCUCAUGGAAUGGGCCUGUUACCUCGUGUUGCCCGAUUAUAAAGCAAAGUUCCACUCUAGAGGGACAGGAGCGUCUACCACGGAGCUCCACUCAUUUUGUGGUGUUGCUAAGCCUGGCUUUACUUUCUGCCUUCUCUGAGGAGUCCUCUCUGACUGGGGCCUCCACAUAAUUUCUUAGAACACUGAUAAUCCAUGCUGUUCGCUUUCCGUUAGUAGUUGCUGUGCUAUACUGUUUGUUUGGUUUGGUCUUUUUCUCUAUGUACGUUUUCUUUCCCAGAUACGGUUGCGAGUCUCUAGGAACAGGCCGACUUUACAUUUGGGAACCACUUUGUAACUUUCUUCUGCCUGCUGAUAGGGCUCCUGUGUCUUACACACAGAGAAUGAUGUUUCAGUAAAUAAGUAGGCCCAAUAAAGUCCUUGGAUUACACAA
Molecule: messenger RNA, 5364 nt
Organism: Meriones unguiculatus (Mongolian gerbil)
Lineage: Eukaryota; Metazoa; Chordata; Mammalia; Rodentia; Muridae
Product: adhesion G-protein coupled receptor F2
Exons: 10
Coding region: 104-2224 (706 amino acids)
Biological process (GO): cell surface receptor signaling pathway; G protein-coupled receptor signaling pathway
Cellular component (GO): membrane
Molecular function (GO): G protein-coupled receptor activity
Source: RefSeq, a predicted model, not a curated record